Fopius arisanus is the source of this 2618-nucleotide messenger RNA. RefSeq names its product nitric oxide-associated protein 1. Gene Ontology annotation, molecular function: GTP binding. Bases 250 to 2601 code for a protein of 783 amino acids. The record is from RefSeq and is a predicted model, not a curated record. The transcript has a single exon. Lineage: Eukaryota; Metazoa; Arthropoda; Insecta; Hymenoptera; Braconidae.
GAUAGAGACGGCGUGUUUUUUCUUAUUCACAGGAUUAGUUCACGUGCUACCGCAAUAAAAGUUUCUCGUGGAAGACUUACCAGAGAAACCCUAGCAAUCCCUCAUAACCUCUGAUAAAAGCGGAGAUGUUAAAAAAUGUGCGGAGUGCGUACAUAAACCGGCACCAACGGAACGAACGUUCAAUUUUCGUGAUAAAAUGUCUAAAACGGAAAUUGAAUCAGUGAAAAUUCUUAGAAAGUGAUUUGUGCGAUGAUGCUGCGCUUGAAGAAGUCAUUUCCUGGUGCAGUCGGCGUGACAACCUAUCGAUCACUAGAAUAUUUACUAAUUCCGAUGCGAUGGAGGUUAUGGAGAUGGAAAAAUAUUCACUCGAAAGCAACUGCAGCUCUGGAAGUCGAUUCCACAGGGCAAGUUAAACUCAAACUCGAUCCGAGGGUUGAAGCUAUGAAAGAUAGAUUAAUUUACUCAGACUAUAUUGAGAGGAAGCGAUUAAAAUUUGGAUAUAUGAAAAAUAAAGCUAUAAUGGGCGAAUUGGUAAAGAAGGAGCACGGCAGAUUGUUGUACAAAAAGCUUAACGAUCCAAAUUACAGUAUUGCGUUGAAAUAUUUAAAGAGUGACGAGGAGAAUCUGGAAGAAAUAGAGAAUUCAGCUGUAGAGUCUGAGGAGAUGGUGGACGAAGUAAAAGGUCCGAAAGCCAUUCAUAUGCCUUAUGCAUCGACAGAUCAGUAUGAGUUCAAGGAGACUGAGGCACCUGUUGACCAGGAUCCUGAGCCGAUCCUGAAUACUCGGUAUCAGAAGCUCUAUGAAAAAUAUCUGGAGGCCAAAGAGACCAAAGACUUGGCCCCCAGAUUCAAGAGACGAAUGGACAAUUUGCAGAAAUUAGUGGAAGGGAUGGAGGCGAAGGAAUCUUCAAAUAACCCUAGUGGAUCGGAGAUGAAAAGACCAGCAGAUACUCUUCACCAUGUUCCACCAAACUGGAUGACAGAUUAUGAGCAAUAUGAUGAUUACGAGAAUCCUGAUUCCUGGGAAUCAAAUUAUGGAACUCCAGACAGAAAUAUUGCAAUCAGUAAUGUACCAUGUGGAGGCUGUGGAGCAUUGCUGCAUUGUCAGGACUCUGCAAUUCCAGGGUACUUACCCUCGGAAUUGUUUAAAAAUCUGAAAAACGAUGAUGACUUGAAGAAUACGAUCUGCCAGAGGUGCCACUUCAUGAAGAAUUAUAAUGUCACGUUGGAAGUUAAAGUGCCACCUGAAGUUUAUCCUGAGAUUCUCAGUCAGAUUCAGCUGAAGAAGAGAAAAGCCGCUGUGAUAUUGAUGAUCGAUCUGACAGACUUUCCAUGCAGUAUCUGGCCAGAUUUACCUUCAAUCAUUGGAAAGUAUACUCCCAUAUUCGUAGUCGGGAACAAAGUGGAUCUAUUACCAAAGGAUUGUCCUCGAUUUAUUGAAAAUGUUAAGACGUCGUUGAUACACGCCCUCAGUCAGUCUGGCAUUCGAGAAUUCAAUGUUAAACAUGUCGAGUUGAUCUCUGCACAGACUGGUUAUGGGGUAGAGAGGCUGAUUAAUAAAUUGCACAGAAUUUGGCAGUACAAGGGAGAUGUCUACAUGAUUGGAUGUACAAAUGUUGGUAAAUCUACGCUGUUCAAUGCUCUCCUUCAGUCUGAUUACUGCAAAGUACAGGCUGUGGAUUUAAUUCAGAGAGCCACAACGUCACCAUGGCCCGGGACAACUCUCAAUCUCCUGAAAUUUCCUAUUUUGAAUCCGGUCCGCUGGCGAUUGGCUAUGAGAGCCCAACGCCGAGCCAAUACGAUGUCGGAGGAACAUGCCCAACUUCAAUUUCGUAAACGUCAGCUAACAGCUGAACGCAAUAUUGCGUUUGCAACGUUGCAAGAAAGAAUCGGUAUAACAUUCCCAUUAAAGUCGACAUUAACAGGAGCUGCUUUAACAAAAUACGAGAGAAGAUUAGAAACUGGACGUAAAUUUGGUAUUGAUGAGAACGACGAGGACUUCAGGUACGGUAAAUGGUGUUACGAUACUCCUGGUGUCAUUAAUCCAGCGCAAAUUCUUCAUCUACUCACCACAGAAGAGCUGCUGCUGACGUUAUCCACGAAAAUAAUAUCACCUAGAAGCUUCAUCUUUAAACCAGGUCAAACUCUGUUCUUGGCUGGACUCGGACAACUCGAUCUAUUGACUGGUCCUGAGUACAUUAGAAUUACCGUUUUUGCUAGUGCAUCUCUUCCCAUUACGAUCUGUCAGACCAAAGAUGCUGAUUAUAUUUACAAUGAAUUACUCCAGACAGAUGCGCUAGCUGUACCUAUCAAUGAUCCCGAAAGGCUAAAAAUCUGGCCACGUUUUGAAUAUGAAGAGUUCAGUGUCCAAGGGAUCAGUAAAGAUGAAUCGACUUGCGAUAUUCUUUUAUCGAAUGCAGGCUGGAUUUCAAUUACACCAGAUGAAAAUGAAAACGUAACAAUUCGAGCUGGAACACCGCAGGGUCGAGGGAUUUAUCAACGAAUACCUGCAUUACUCAGUAAAUCCAUAUCGCACCGAGGGGCGCGGAUAAAAUCCAGCGCUGCAUACAGAGUUGGACGACAAGUAUACACGAAAGGAUAAAUCCACAUUAACCAUUU